CAAAUGCUCUCAGUCCAGCCAGACACCAAGCCGAAAGGUUGUGCUGGCUGCAACCGUAAGAUUAAAGACCGGUAUCUUCUAAAGGCCCUGGACAAAUAUUGGCAUGAAGACUGCCUGAAGUGUGCCUGCUGUGACUGUCGCCUGGGGGAGGUGGGCUCUACCUUGUACACCAAAGCCAACCUUAUCCUUUGUCGCAGAGACUAUCUGAGGUUAUUUGGCGUUACAGGAAACUGCGCUGCCUGCAGUAAGCUCAUACCUGCUUUUGAGAUGGUGAUGAGAGCAAAGGACAAUGUUUAUCACCUGGACUGUUUUGCAUGUCAACUUUGUAAUCAGAGAUUUUGCGUUGGAGACAAAUUUUUCCUGAAGAACAACAUGAUUCUGUGCCAGACAGACUAUGAGGAGGGUUUAAUGAAAGAAGGUUAUGCACCCCAGGUUCGCUGA
Egretta garzetta (little egret) is the source of this 441-nucleotide messenger RNA. RefSeq names its product LIM domain only 3 (gene LMO3). Gene Ontology annotation, biological process: positive regulation of transcription by RNA polymerase II. Gene Ontology annotation, molecular function: transcription coactivator activity; DNA-binding transcription factor binding. The transcript has 3 exons. The record is from RefSeq and is a predicted model, not a curated record. NCBI's taxonomy places the organism in Eukaryota, Metazoa, Chordata, Aves, Pelecaniformes, Ardeidae. The coding region runs from base 4 to 441 and encodes 145 amino acids. Gene Ontology annotation, cellular component: nucleus.